AUGCUUUCCGUUCAUUUCUGGCAGACCCGGGGUCGACCUACAGAUGCGGCUUCUUCGCUGGCUGAUGGCAUUCAGACCCCCAGCCACGGACGGUGCCAGACAAGCAACUGGACAGGACAGCUCAGCAGCAGGACACUGGCCACAGUCGCGGCCAGAGCCGCAGCCCCCUGGCUACAGACCUCCUCUGCUGCCCCUCUUGGGAGCCCUCCCGCCUCACUCUGGCUUGCCGAGGCCCCGCCACAGGGGCUGAAGCACUGGGCAGUGGUGGCAGCGGUAGCAGUGGUACCUACAGCCUUGGGGCCAGCCCAGGCACGUGGGAACCUGUUUCAGGCCACUCUGCGGCCCCUCCAGGACCAGAGGGGGACCCAGGACAGCCCCAGAGCUCACCACUGCCUCUUCUUGUCACUGAAACCUGGGCAAGGGCUCAGAAUGGAAGGCGGUACUUCUGACAUGAACCCUCAGACCAGCCUGACGCCUGCGGAGGACCGGGUGAGCGGAGCACAAAACAGCCCAGAGCCCAGGCAGCAGCUGCGGCCGCUUCCUGAGCCUUUAGACUCUACCCAGCCAGAAGCCAAGUAUGUGGAGAUGUGUGCUUCAGCUGGAGUCCGAAGUGAGAGCCCCCAGACCAUGAAAUCGCUACUGGAACACUGCCUUAGGGAGCAGGCUUCUGGGAGCCCAACGACAAAAGCCAAGGAUGAACCCAGCAGCCAUGCUAGUGAGGCUCCAACCCCCAGGAAGAGCCCUGCUUCCUCCCAAUGCCCCAGCUCCCGGGCUAGUGAGAAUGACUUCUCAUCUUCCUCCUCCUCCUCCUCCUCCCCGGUGGACAGAGCAGAAGACGCUGGCCUUUCCAAAACGGAUGAUCCCACAAAGUUACUGGGGAUCCUGGCCACCUCCUCUUCAUCCUUGGGCUUUGAGAGUGAGGCGGAAAUGAGCUGCCAGCAACACAACCGAGAAGAAGCCGGGGAAAGGGCAGGAGCCAGGGAGGUUAAAAGAGGAGGGGUCGGUGAUGGAACAGAGUGCAAGGAUAUUAUUGCCAAAUCCCAGGGCAAGAGGGACCCCCUGAAAAAUGAGGAAGCACACUACAUCACCACCCAUGAGAUCCAGCUGAGUGAGAUGGAGCAGGGUAUGGAUUUCGAUGUGGGGCUGGCUUCUCGCUGGGACUUCGAGGACAACAACGUGAUCUACUCGUUCGUGGACUAUGCUUCCUUUGGUGGCAGUGAUGAGACCCCAGGAGACAUCACCACCGAAGAAGAUGAUGACAACAGCUGUUACGUCAGCACCACUCCGAGUACCAACACCACUCGGACUCCCAGCCCCAUCAGCAGUGACCUGGCUCGCCCUAGUGCAGGCAGCAGUGGCCGUGACACCAGCAGCACAGAAGUGGGCAGUGGCCCCUCUGACAGUGACACUAUUCCCCCACCCACUGGGCCUGGCACUGCCACUCCACCUGAGCCUUUACUGGAGCUCCGGGAGGCAGCGUUAAGGGCACCGGUCACUGCUGCAAGCAGCUGUGGGAGUGCAGCAAGCCAGAUCCUCCUAUCAAUCAAGCCAACUUCCCGGGCUAUAAAUGAGCCUAGCAACGUGCGUGCAAAGCAAAACAUUAUUUAUGCUGCCAAGCAUGAAGGCGACAUGAGCCUCCGCGUCUCUACAGCUGCUGAACACAAUUCAAGUUCACAAAAGCAAAAUUCAGCUGCAGCCGUGGCUCAGGACCAUGCAAAGAAAUUCAUUGCAGUCCCAGCUCGACUGCAAACCAGGUGCGGGGCCAUCCGGGCCAAGGAGCUGGUGGACUAUUCCAGCGGAGCCUCCAGUGCAGUGAGUGAGCUGGACGAUGCAGACAAAGAGGUGAGAAACCUGACUUCCAGGGCCUUCCGGAGCCUUGCUUAUCCCUAUUUUGAGGCUCUGAACAUCAGCUCCCGGGAAUCCUCCACCACACUCUCUGAAGUGGGCUUUGGACGAUGGUCAACCUUCCUGGACUUAAAAUGUGGAGGUGUUGGAGCCAGGGUGGAGCAGAGCCUGCUGAGGAGCAGUGCGGCCUCUGUGGCUGCAGGUCUGAGGAAGGGUGGGGGCGCUCGAGCCACCGCAGACCAGCUCUACCUCCAGGCCAGGAAGUCCCAGACCAAGGCCUUGGAGUUUGUGGUCAGCAAAGUUGAAGGAGAAAUCAAACACGUGGAGACGCCCCUGUGCUUCCAGAAGCAGGUCCAAACUGGCUCCCGGGUGGUCACACUUCUGGAGCCCCUCAAUCUACGAAGUGAGAGCAAAGCCAGCUCAGCCACCGGGCCCUGCAGAGUCAGCAAAGGUUCUAGCAAAGGUCCGGGGUCGGUGUACACAGAUGAUGGAUCAGAGACAUCCGAGAGUAACAAGCCUGCCUCCCGCAGUGAUGGCCCCCAGAAGAAGUCCAAAUUUGCUUCGAGUCUGCUCAAAAACGUCAUUUCCAAGAAGAUGCAGCGAGAACAUGAGUUCAAAAUGGAGAGAGGAGAAGUCAGUGAUACAUCUCACCGGAACGCCCCCAGCACCUCUAAGGAGAUAGAAGGGCCUCCUGGGGCUGAGAAGCCAUGGGAGAGGGGCCUGCAGAGGCAGAGCUCGCGGCACUCGGAGGCUAGUUCCGAGUACACCGUGGUCAGCGUGUCUGACGCAGGUGGAGAAGGAUCUGUUGUGGGUUCCAAGUCCCCCGUUUUCAAAGCCAGUACUCCUCGAGAGAGCAACACAGGCCCCGGCCGAAAUUUCUCUGAUGGACACACGGAAGUGUGUGAAAUUAAAAAGAGUGCCUCAGAGACCGUGAAGGGCAUCUUCCUUCGGAGUCAGAACAGUGCCUUCCGGACAUGGAAGGAGAAAGAGGCAGAGAAGAUGGACGAGAAGGCCCCCGUUGGGAAGCUGAAGCCCCCCAAAGGUGGGGACUGGAGGGCUGACCUUGGGGAGAUCUCUGGCAGCAAGCCUACCAUCAUGUCUCGCCUCUUCGUUCCCAACAUCCAGCAGACGCCCAAGGACAAACAGCCAGAGAAGCAGGCCACCAAGUACCCUGCUGCUGCUGCCCAGGCCACCUCCACGGCAGUGAUCAGACCCAAAGCUCCCGAAAUCAAGAUCCGCCUGGGAAGUGUACAGCAGCCAAGCUCAGACUUCAACAUUGCCAAGUUGCUCACGCCCAAACUGGCUAGUGGCAGCAACUCAAACCUCUUUAAGACCAUUGAGGACAACAGCAGGACCCAGCAGAAACUCUUCCGGGGUGGGGACAAUCUGGAAAAGGUGCCCCAGUUCCAGGUGAGAGAUGUUAGAGACAAGAGUAAGGCCCCAGGACCUCUGCACCAGGUGAGGGAUGUCAGGAAACUAAUCAAAGGGUCAGGGGAUAACAGUGACAAGGGCAGUGUCACCCCAGAGCAGGGGUUGACAGGGCCGAAGCCUAGGCAGCUGACUGCUGCAGCUGGAGGAUCUGGGUCCUUGUCCCCUAUGGUGAUCAUGUGCCAGGCAGUUGUGAACCCAAAAGAAGACAGUGCGGAACGAGAGUCCAGGGAAGGCUUGAGCAAAGUGGGCAGUGGCAGCAGAGUCUUGAACUCCUCUCCAGAAGGGACUGUCUUGGUUCACAGGGCAUCUGGAAGGCUGCCUGUGGCCACCAUUGCUCCCAAUAAAUCUGAGCAGGGCUCUUACCUGCCCGUGCUCAAGAUUGUCUCCAAGGCUUCCGCUCAGCGGACCCCAGAGAAACCCAAAGAGGAAGACAUGAAGGAGGAAGGGAAAGCGCCAAAGCCAGCCAGGAACGCCUUGGAGAAGCUAACGGCUGCAGUGAGGUCCAUGGAAGAGCUGUAUAGCUUCAACAGGAAUGAAUGGAAGCGCAAAAGUGACCCUCUGCCCAUGAUGGCUGACAGCCAUGUCCUGUCACUCAUUGCCAGUGAGGAGAGGGAAGGGGUGGCCGGACCUGAAGGAGACCCGGACAAGCUGGCCAAGCAACUGGGGCAGAUGGAAGAACGGGAUGUGGGACACAAAGCUGGUGUGGUGCUAAGAGGGGCCCCCAUUGAACGCCUGCAGAGGAGAAACUCGAACCCCAGCACUGAGAGUGUGUCUGCCCGGGCAGCUGCCUUUGAGAACAUGGCCAGAGAAAGGCCCAGGUCGCUCUAUAUUCCCCCAGUCCACAAGGAUGCAGAAAGAGCCCAACCUCUGCAGCCCCUCCCCCCUCUCCCCAACAACCGGAACGUGUUCACCAUGAGUGCAAGCAGCACUCAAAAAACCGGGGGUGUUGCGGGCAAAUUCCCACAAGGGCCUUCUCCAGAGAGCCUUUCAGCAGCCAAGGGCAUCAAAUCUCAGGGGCUCAGAUCGCUCAAGAUCUCCCCAGCCACCCGGGCCCCUCCUGACGAGGUCACCAACAGGAAAACUGCUGUCAGUUUGGAAAAGAGCAACAGUGAAUGUGAGAAUUACCUGAGCACACCCCUUAAAGGAAGCUCUGCUUCAGGGGAGUUGCUUGGCAGGCCAGGGCCUUCCAGAGACGGGCCUCCCAGCUCCUCGGCGGCCACUCUGUGCAGCUUACCUCCACUGAGUGCCCGCAGUCAGGUCCCCAAUAACUCCAAAGGCACUCAUGUCAGUGGAACCAGUAGGCCAGCUUGGCGUACCAAACCUGACAACCACCGCGAAGUAGUCGCGGCCUCGACAGGGCUGCAGAGCCCGGAGCAUACUCCCACUGCCGUCUACCACCAGCAGGCAUUGCCCUUUACUCUGCAGGGGGCCCAGCCUCAGGUCCUCUGUUUCUCCCCACCCGGUAUGCCAGCUCCAGCGCCUGCAGGCCCAGCCGCAGUCCCCACAGACCCCUUUCAGCAGACACAGCCUCAGCAGACACAGCGCAAGAUGCUCCUUGAUGUGACCACUGGACAGUAUUAUCUGGUGGACACGCCCGUUCAACCCAUGACCCGGAGAUUGUUUGACCCCGAGACAGGACAAUAUGUGGAUGUGCCUAUGACCUCCCAGCAACAACCUGUGGCACCCAUGUCCCUUCCUGUACCACCUCUGGCCCUGAGUCCUGGGGCCUAUGGGCCCACCUAUAUGAUCUAUCCUGGAUUUCUGCCCACAGUGCUGCCCUCCAACGCCCUGCAGCCCACGCCCAUUGCUCACACUGCAGGAGGCAGUGAGCUCUCAGUAGCAGCAGAGACCCCCACUAAAGAGACAGCCGCAGCGUUCACUGAAGCCCCAUACUUCAUGGCCUCUGGUCAGUCCCCUGCCUCCUCUUCCUCCUCGGCCCCGGCAGCCACAUCCCAGCUUGUGGGGGCCAAGGGCUUUGCCCAGCUGCAUGGCAAGCCUGUUAUCAGCAUCACCUCACAGCCCUUGGGGCCACGGAUCAUCGCUCCCCCUUCCUUUGAUGGCACCACCAUGAGCUUCGUGGUGGAACACAGAUGA
Cricetulus griseus (Chinese hamster) is the source of this 5370-nucleotide messenger RNA. The record is from RefSeq and is a predicted model, not a curated record. NCBI's taxonomy places the organism in Eukaryota, Metazoa, Chordata, Mammalia, Rodentia, Cricetidae.